CACAGAAAUCGACUCUCCGUCACUGCUUUCGGAUAUCUUGCAUUUCAAAGUGAAGCUACUCGUUUCUCUGUAAAAUUUUAAUUUUUCGUGUGCAGAAAAUCUAAUACACUUCAGCACCAUGGCGCUCUCCGACGCAGAUGUUCAAAAACAGAUCAAGCAUAUGAUGGCAUUCAUAGAACAAGAGGCAAAUGAGAAAGCUGAAGAAAUUGAUGCAAAGGCAGAGGAGGAGUUCAACAUUGAAAAGGGUCGUUUAGUCCAACAGCAACGUCUGAAAAUCAUGGAGUACUUUGAGAAAAAAGAGAAGCAGGUUGAACUUCAAAAGAAGAUUCAAUCAUCAAACAUGCUGAACCAAGCCCGCUUGAAAGCUCUAAAGGUACGUGAAGACCAUAUCCGUGGUGUGUUGGAUGAAGCAAGGAGACGUUUGGGAGAGGUUACGCGCAACCAGCAACAGUAUACCAACAUUCUUAAACAGCUGAUUAUUCAGGGGCUCUACCAGCUUUUGGAGCCUACUGUAACUGUGCGAGCUCGUGAAGUUGACCAAAACCUGGUUAAAAGCAUUGUUGAUGACUGUGUGUCUGAAUACAAAUCUAACACAAACAAGGAAAUUCACAUAAAAUUGGAUUCUGAGUCAUUUUUGCCCGUUGAUUCUGUUGGUGGAAUUGAAUUGCUUGCCAACCGAGGUCGUAUUAAGAUCAGUAAUACUCUGGAGGCUCGUCUUGACUUGGUAGCACAACAACUUGUGCCUGAAGUUCGUGUUGCUCUUUUCGGGCGCAACCCCAACCGUAAAUUCCUUGACUAAAUACAUGUCUUUUAAGCACUCACACAUUGUCAAUGUAUGGCCAUGGCUGUUAUUUUUUGUUUGGCGCGUAGGAAGUCAGUAUUUCAAUUCAGAACAGCAUUUUUAGCGUUGAAACUUUUAUUCAUCUGUAAAUAAGAACUUCUCCCAAUUUUUCUUUGUUAUUUUUACUCAAUGUACUAUUGAAAAUGUUGACUUUGUACAGCUUUAUCUUUGUUGGUAAUUUAUCUGUAAGCUGAAGGUUUUCACCCUCAUCUUUCGAAAGAAUCAAGACAAUGUGUUGCAAGUAAAUGGAAAAUAUCACAUUUGUUUCUAUCUACAUUUUAUCUAUCAGUUUGUCAAAUGCCAUGUUGUGUGUUCAUUUAUUUGUUUUGAAUAAAUCUUCAGCAUGUCUUAAUGUUGGUAUACCUUGAUUGAUCGGUUCUUGAUUGAGUUAGAGUAAGUUGCUUAUUCAUGUUUGUGUAUAAACUACUUCAAAUUUAUUUGCCAUGUAAGUACUUUAUUAUUGCAACACUUCUAGAGAGGUGAUUUCAUUAGAACAUUCCUUCUAUUUAAAGUACAUGCUGCUUGGAAUAUUACGUAUGUAUAAUUUGAAAAAUGCUGUUUUAUGUCAAAGGUGAAGCAAUAAAAUGUAGUUUAAAAAGCCAGA
Frankliniella occidentalis (western flower thrips) is the source of this 1445-nucleotide messenger RNA. RefSeq names its product V-type proton ATPase subunit E (gene Vha26). Gene Ontology annotation, molecular function: proton-transporting ATPase activity, rotational mechanism. Gene Ontology annotation, cellular component: proton-transporting two-sector ATPase complex, catalytic domain. Gene Ontology annotation, biological process: proton transmembrane transport. Lineage: Eukaryota; Metazoa; Arthropoda; Insecta; Thysanoptera; Thripidae. The coding region runs from base 119 to 799 and encodes 226 amino acids. The record is from RefSeq and is a predicted model, not a curated record. The transcript is spliced from 4 exons.